Molecule: messenger RNA, 1347 nt
Organism: Drosophila hydei
Lineage: Eukaryota; Metazoa; Arthropoda; Insecta; Diptera; Drosophilidae
Product: delta-like protein C
Exons: 3
Coding region: 86-1333 (415 amino acids)
Source: RefSeq, a predicted model, not a curated record
CGAUUAGUUAAAGUGCAGCAGCCGUAGAGAACGGACGUGUGUGCAGUUCCUCCAGUUAUAUCUACUACAGUUUGACAUUCAGCUAAUGACGUCACCGAUCAUGAGCUCAUCUUUGCAGUUGUUCAGCCUAGUUGCUGUGCUGCUGCUGCUCUCGCUUUGCGGUGGUGGCCAAGCACAGUUUAAGACGGCCGGCAUCAAAACCCGUCAGCCGGUACAGGCUGCAGGCAAUCUACAGCUAUCCAGCAAUGCCAGCAGCGAGUACAACCAAACCCAGUACCAGACCCAGACCCAGACCCAGACUCAAUACAGCAGCUACGGCAACUACGCCAAUUUCGUGCCCGCCGAGACAUAUCAAGGAGCUUCAGGACAUUAUGUUCAAUCGCUCAAUCAGGUGCAUCGGGCUCCACAGGUGCUGGAUGAGACGGCGCUAUUCAUCAACAAAACCCGCUCGGCUAUGGCCAGCGGCAUAUGCUACAAGGAAGUACCCACUGCAUCCUUGUUGCAUGGCUCGCGGGAAAAGUAUGUUGGCAAUGGCACAUCACCAGAUCUAAGUCAGAUUCAGGUUUGCUGUGAGGGUUACGAGCGCAAUCCCCAUAUCUAUAGACGCUGCGAGCCCGUCUGCGUGGACGAUUGCCCCAAUGGUAUUUGCACAGCUCCCAAUACUUGCGUUUGUAUGCCCGGACAUGUGAGAACGGACGAGGGUAAAUGCAUCUCUACCUGCCCGCUGGGCUGUGGCAACGGAGUGUGCGAUGAACAGAACGAAUGCCGGUGCCGCGAGGGCUACAAACUGGAUCCGGUUAGCCGCAAGUACUGCCAGCCAGAGUGCAAUCCAGGCUGUGCCAAUGGACGCUGUGUGGCGCCCAACAAAUGCGAUUGCCUUCAGGGCUAUCGCCGUGCCGCUGAUGGCAGUUGUACUCCUGUCUGCGACCACUGCGAGAAUGGACAAUGCAUCAAGCCAGGGCAGUGCAGCUGUCAUGUGGGCUACCAGAAUGUGGAGGGACGUUGUGAACCUAUCUGUGACCAACCCUGCAAGAACGGUCGUUGCAUUGCGCCCAAUACAUGUGAAUGUGCCCCGGGAUACGAUUGGGAGCGUAAGAGCGCACAGUGUGUGCCCCACUGUGAUGCGCCGUGCCUGAAUGGCGUCUGCAUCGGACAAAAUAAAUGCGAAUGCAAACUGGGCUAUGUCUUGGAUGAGCAUCGGCCAAAUCUCUGCCAGCCGCAUUGCCCGCAGGGCUGCCCCAAUGGCUAUUGCAGUGCGCCCAACUUCUGCAUCUGCAAGCCAGGCUUCAUCAAGAGCGGCAUCAAGGGACGUCAGAGCUGUCAGCCCGUCUAAACAAUUGGACUUGU